GACAAAAAUACACAGUGUACCUUGCUAUGUUAGCCACCAAGGGGCUCCUUUACGCUAGCUUAAAUAAAUCAUUAUUUAGAGAGCUUAAGAGUGCGAGAAAUUAACGAAAACAAUUAAUGUGCAAAGCCUUCGGCGUCUUAAUAGUUUGGUUUCUGCGCGUCUUUGAAUUAAAACCAGGUGGGUGAGAAGAGAUCGCUUCUGCAGCUCCAGAAAAUGGUGCAGAAAUGAUAGCGGCACAGGAUUUGCACGCAGAGUUCCAGUUUCCCCAAGAAACAGAAUCUCAGUUGUCCUCAGAUGCAGACCUUGAGGAUCCUGAUGGAAGAAACACAAAGGGAGGAAGGGGCCUGGGAGCCAAAAGGGGGAGGAAGGUGCUGGGAGACAAGGCCAGAGGUGGGGCAGGAGGAAGGGUCAGCGGUGCUGGCUGGGUCAAUGGCCAUCGUCAGGAGAACGGGUUGGAGAACAUGAGCCUUUUUGAAGUGGUUAAAAUGGGGAGGAGUGCCACACAGUCUGUGGUGGAUGACUGGAUCGAGGCCUACAAACAGGACAGAGAUGUGGCGCUCUUAGAGUUGAUCAACUUCUUCAUCCAGUGUUCCGGCUGUAAAGGUGCUGUGAGUGAAGAAAUGUUCAGACAUAUGCAGAACUCAGAAAUCAUCAGGAAAAUGACAGAGGAGUUUGAUGAGGACAGCGGCGACUAUCCUUUAACACUCUCAGGACCCCAGUGGAAACGAUUCAGGAUAAACUUUUGUGACUUUAUUGCGGUGCUGGUUCGUCAGUGCCAGUACAGCAUCAUCUACGAUGAGUAUAUGAUGGAUACGGUCAUCUCUCUGCUCACUGGCCUGUCUGACUCCCAGGUCAGAGCGUUUAGACAUACAAGCACACUAGCAGCCAUGAAGCUGAUGACUGCCUUGGUCAAUGUCGCCUUGAACCUGAGCAUCAACAUGGACAACACUCAGAGACAGUAUGAGGCAGAAAGGAACAAAGUUAUUGCAAAAAGAGCCAAUGAUAGGCUGGAGCUGCUGCUACAGAAGAGGAAAGAGCUCCAGGAAAACCAAGAUGACAUUGAAAACAUGAUGAAUGCAAUUUUCAAAGGAGUCUUUGUCCACAGAUAUCGUGAUGCUAUUGCUGAAAUCCGGGCUAUUUGCAUUGAGGAGAUUGGAGUGUGGAUGAAGCUGUACAGUGAUGCCUUCCUCAAUGACAGCUACUUGAAGUACGUUGGCUGGACAAUGCAUGACAAGCAAGGUGAGGUCCGGCUGAAGUGCCUGACUGCCCUGCAGGGGUUGUACUACAACAGAGAACUAGGCUCCCGCCUGGAGCUCUUCACCAGUCGCUUCAAGGACCGGAUUGUGUCAAUGACUCUGGAUAAAGAAUAUGAUGUUGCAGUGCAAGCUGUUAAACUUCUGACACUCAUUUUACAGAGCAGCGAUGAGGUUCUGACAGCAGAGGACUGUGAGAGCGUCUAUCACCUGGUUUACUCUGCACACCGACCUAUCGCUGUUUCUGCAGGAGAAUUUCUGUUUAAAAAACUCUUCAGCCAUCGAGGUCCAGAAGAAGAGGGUCUACCGAGGAGAGGAAGGCAGAGCCUCAACGGCAGCUUGAUCAAGACUACGGUCUUCUUCUUCUUGGAGAGCGAGCUCCAUGAACACGGCGCCUAUCUGGUGGACAGCCUGUGGGAGUGUGCGUCAGAGCUGCUGAAGGACUGGGAAACCAUGAUCAGCCUGUUGCUGGAUGAACCCAUGCCAGGAGAGGAGGCCCUCACAGAUCGACAGGAGACGGCCUUGGUUGAGAUUAUGCUCUCUGCCAUCCGACAGGCAUGUGAAUGUCAUCCUCCGGUCGGCAGAGGCACGGGAAAGAGGGUCUUAACUGCAAAAGAGAAGAAAACUCAGCUGGACGAUCGGACACGGAUCACAGAAAUGUUUGCAGUUGCGUUACCUCUACUGUUAGCGAAGUACUGCGUCGACAUCGAUAAGGUGACCAAUUUACUUCAAAUACCAAAAUACUUUGAUCUUGACAUCUACACCACCGGCCGGUUAGAAAAGCAUAUGGAUGCCUUGCUGCGCCAAAUCUGGGAGGUUGUGGAUAAGCACACAGACACCGAAGUCUUGGAGGCCUGUUCUACAACCUACCACUACCUCUGCAACGAGGAGUUCACCAUCUUCAACCGCGUGGACAUUGCCUGCUCGCAACUCCUUGACGAGUUGGUGGACAAAUUCAACAGACUUCUGGAGGACUUCCUGCAGGAGGGGGAAGAACCAGAUGAGGAUGAUGCCUACCAAGUUCUAUCAACUCUUAAGAAGAUCACUGCUUUUCACAAUGCUCAUGAUCUCUCCAAGUGGGACCUGUUCACCAGCAACUACCGACUACUCAGCAUUGGUUUGCAGAAUGGGGACAUGCCAGAACAGAUUGUGAUUCAUGCAAUGCAGUGCACGCAUUACAUAGUCCUCUGGCAUCUCGCUAAGAUUUCGGACGGCAGUUCCAUAAAGGGGGAUUUGGUGACUUUGAGGAAAGAGAUGAGAGCUUUCUGCUUAAUAUGUCAGCGCUACCUGAACAGCAUCAGCACAGCAGUGAAGGAGCAGGCAUUCACUAUACUGUGUGAUAUGCUGCUGAUCUUCAGUCACCAAAUCAUGUCGUCAGGCCGGGAACACCUGGAGAAUCUGGUCUAUGCGCCAGAUUCUUCCCUGCAAGCAGAACUGCUCAACUUCAUCUUGGAUCAGGUUUUUAUUGACCAGGAUGAUGACAGCAACAGUGCAGAUGGACAACAGGAUGAUGAGGCCAGUAAAAUCGAGGCUCUUCACAAGAGGAGAAACCUUCUUGCUGCUUAUUGCAAAUUAAUCAUUUACAAUGUGGUUGAAAUGAACACUGGAGCAGAUAUAUUUAAGCAGUACAUGAGAUAUUACAAUGAUUAUGGUGACAUCAUCAAAGAAACGAUGAGUAAAACAAGACAAAUUGACAAAAUACAGUGUGCAAAGACGCUCAUAUUGAGCCUGCAAAAGUUAUUCAAUGAGAUGAUGUCAGAACUGGGUUUUAACUUUGACCGCUCGUCAUCAGCUUUCUGUGGUAUAAAGGAACUGGCUCGACGCUUCUCCCUCACCUUCGGUUUGGAUCAGUUAAAAACCAGGGAGGCAAUCGCCAUGUUACACAAAGACGGGAUAGAGUUUGCUUUUAAAGAACCGAGUCCACAAGGCGAAGGGGGUCCGCCACUUAAUCUGCCAUUUUUGGAUAUCUUAAGCGAGUUUUCCAGCAAACUCAUCCGACAGGACAAGAGGACAGUUCACAUGUACCUGGAGCGAUUUAUGACAUUUCAAAUGGCCCUUCAGAGAGACGACUGCUGGCUGCCCCUCAUCUCCUACCGGAACUCUCUGCAGGCCGGGAUGGACGAUGACACCAUGUCUGUCAUCAGUGGGAUCAGCAGUCGAGGGUCGACUGUUCGGAGUAAGAAGUCCAAACCAGCCGCUGCAAGCAAGAGAAAACUGCCUGAAGAGGAGAACAGCAGCAGCAGCUUUGAUGGAGCCUGGAUGAGUCGUGAGCAGAGCGUGCCGACGCCAGUUAUGAUGCAUUCACCGCACAUCACUUCCACCGUGUUGAGGGACCCUAAGAGGAUGCGGCCAGAGGAAAGCUACGCAGCCACCUUCUCCAUGCCUGCAGAACAACACCUUCAUCAAGCGCUUCCCCCACAACAACAGCUGCCUCAUCCCCAGCACCAGGCUGCCAUGGAUUACAACACGCAGGUCACCUGGAUGUUGACACAGAGGCAACAAGCUGAAGCCCGUCAGCACCAGGAGAGGGUUAGCAUGCAUUACGCCAAGAUGAGGAACCACAUGCAGCAAGCAAUUCGCCGAGGGUCUGGAUUAAUGGAGGAUGAUGAGGAACCAAUAGUGGAGGAUGUGAUGAUGUCAUCAGAGGAUCGCCUGGAAGACAUCAACGAGGGCAUGGAUUUCAAUACAAUGGAAAUUGAUUUGCCUGCCUCUAAGAAUCGGAGAGAAAGGAACGAACUAAAGCCAGAUUAUUUUGAUCCAUCUUCCAUCAUGGAUGAUUCGGUUCUUAAUGUUCCAAUGUUCUAACACGAAGUGGACGGAGGACAAUGCAUCAUCCAGAUCCUCUUCUUGGAAGAAGAAAUGACCGCUCUCUGUGAAAUCUUUGAAAGGAAAAGGUUAAAAUGAACUAUUACAAUGGUCUUUUGAAGACUCAUUUAUUUGCCUCUUUAACACUUAAAGACUUGGAGGUGGAGCCUUGAGUUGAAUUAGAAUUUAAUCCUGAGUUUUAACCCCUUUUGAUUGGUCCAACUGCAAGAGAACCAGGGUUCUGGUUCACUUUCUGAUUCCUGGAGGAAAUGCAGAAUAAUCAGUCUGGGUGUGAAAGCUAAAUUCAGACUAUGGCCAUUUCUCAAUUCACUACAAUGCGAAUAAGUACUUGUAUUAUCGCCAAGUAUAUUUUUGACAAGAACACA
Messenger RNA from Cyprinodon variegatus (sheepshead minnow), 4444 nucleotides. Its product is annotated as cohesin subunit SA-2-like. The transcript has 34 exons. Gene Ontology annotation, biological process: sister chromatid cohesion. Lineage: Eukaryota; Metazoa; Chordata; Actinopteri; Cyprinodontiformes; Cyprinodontidae. Gene Ontology annotation, molecular function: chromatin binding. Bases 225 to 4058 code for a protein of 1277 amino acids. The record is from RefSeq and is a predicted model, not a curated record. Gene Ontology annotation, cellular component: chromatin; cohesin complex; nucleus.